AUGGCCGCUAAGUCAGACGGGAGGCUGAAAAUGAAGAAGAGCAGCGACGUGGCGUUCACCCCGCUGCAGAACUCGGACCACUCGGGCUCGGUGCAGGGUUUGGCCCAGGGCUUGCCGUCGGGGUCCGGAGCCGAGGACGAGGAGGCGGCCGGCGGCGGCUGCUGCCCGGACGGCGGCGGCUGCUCGCGCUGCUGCUGCUGCUGCGCCGGGAGCGGCGGCUCGGGAAGCUCGGGCGGCGGCGCUGGCGGCCCGGGCGGCGGCGGGGCGGGCUCGGCGGCGCUGUGCCUGCGCCUGGGCAGAGAGCAGCGGCGCUACUCGCUGUGGGACUGCCUCUGGAUCCUGGCCGCCGUGGCCGUGUACUUCGCGGAUGUGGGCACGGACAUCUGGCUCGCCGUGGACUACUACCUGCGCGGCCAGCGCUGGUGGUUCGGGCUCACGCUCUUCUUCGUGGUGCUCGGCUCGCUGUCGGUGCAAGUGUUUAGCUUCCGUUGGUUUGUGCACGAUUUCAGCACCGAGGACAGCGCCACGGCCACAGCUUCCUCCAGUUGCCAGCAGCCUGGAGCAGAAUGCAAGACGUUGGUCAGUGGUGGGUCUGCAGCUGGGGAAGGCGAGGCUCGUCCUUCCACGCCGCAAAGGCAAGCCUCCAACGCCAGCAAGAGCAACAUCACCGCCACCAACAGCGGCAGCAACAGCAGCGGGGCCACCCGGGCCAGCGGCAAACAUAGGUCUGCGUCCUGCUCCUUCUGCAUCUGGCUCCUGCAGUCACUCAUCCACAUCCUGCAGCUCGGGCAAAUCUGGAGAUAUUUCCACACAAUAUACUUAGGUAUUCGAAGCCGGCAGAGUGGGGAGAAUGACAGAUGGAGGUUUUACUGGAAAAUGGUGUAUGAGUAUGCUGAUGUGAGUAUGCUGCAUUUGCUAGCCACCUUUCUGGAAAGUGCUCCACAGCUGGUCCUGCAGCUCUGCAUUAUCGUACAGACUCAUAGCUUACAGGCCCUCCAAGGUUUCACAGCAGCCGCCUCCCUCGUGUCCUUGGCGUGGGCCCUGGCUUCUUACCAGAAGGCCCUCCGGGACUCUCGUGAUGACAAGAAGCCCAUCAGCUACAUGGCUGUCAUCAUCCAGUUCUGCUGGCACUUCUUUACAAUCGCUGCCAGGGUCAUCACAUUCGCCCUCUUUGCCUCGGUAUUCCAGCUCUACUUUGGAAUCUUCAUCGUCCUUCACUGGUGCAUCAUGACCUUCUGGAUCGUCCACUGUGAGACGGAAUUCUGUAUCACCAAAUGGGAGGAGAUUGUGUUCGACAUGGUGGUGGGAAUCAUCUACAUCUUCAGCUGGUUCAAUGUCAAGGAAGGCAGGACACGCUGUCGGCUCUUCAUUUACUAUUUUGUGAUCCUGUUGGAAAACACAGCCUUGAGCGCCCUCUGGUACCUGUACAAGGCGCCACAGAUUGCAGAUGCGUUCGCCAUCCCAGCGCUCUGCGUGGUAUUCAGCAGUUUUUUAACUGGUGUGGUUUUUAUGCUGAUGUAUUAUGCCUUCUUUCACCCCAAUGGACCCAGAUUCGGGCAGUCACCAAGUUGUGCUUGUGAGGAUCCCGUCGCUGCCUUCACCCUGCCGCCGGAAGUGGCCACGAGCACCCUACGCUCCAUCUCUAACAACCGCAGCAUGGUCAGCGAACGUGACCAGAAAUUUGCAGAGCGGGACGGGUGUGUCCCUGUCUUUCAGGUGCGCCCCACUGCCCCAUCCACCCCGUCUUCUCGCCCACCACGGAUUGAAGAAUCGGUCAUUAAAAUUGACCUGUUCAGAAAUAGGUACCCAGCGUGGGAGAGACAUGUUUUGGACCGAAGCCUCCGCAAGGCCAUUUUAGCCUUUGACUGUUCCCCGUCUCCUCCAAGGCUGCAGUACAAAGAUGAUGCCCUCAUCCAGGAGCGGUUGGAAUAUGAAACCACUUUGUAG
Ochotona curzoniae (black-lipped pika) is the source of this 1947-nucleotide messenger RNA. RefSeq names its product XK related 4 (gene XKR4). NCBI's taxonomy places the organism in Eukaryota, Metazoa, Chordata, Mammalia, Lagomorpha, Ochotonidae. The transcript has 3 exons. The record is from RefSeq and is a predicted model, not a curated record. Gene Ontology annotation, cellular component: plasma membrane. Bases 1 to 1947 code for a protein of 648 amino acids. Gene Ontology annotation, biological process: engulfment of apoptotic cell; apoptotic process involved in development; phosphatidylserine exposure on apoptotic cell surface.